GUAUGCGUCCGAUUUUCAUCGGCCCCCAUCCGGCCAUCCGCCAUCCCCCAACCCCGUUCUUCUCCCUCCGUCCGACCGUCCCUCGACAGUGCCGAGGCGCAACCUAGCAGCCGCCCACGCGGCGCGACAUCCACUGGCGCAAGCGCAAUCCGCAAGGGCCCCCCGGCGCGCCGCCAGCCUCCUGGCUCGGCCGCCCCCGCGGCUAACCCAGGGGCGGAAAGGCCGGCCAGCCGCCCACACCCCAUCCGGCCAGCCAGGCGGAAACGACCGUAAGAGGGAAGCCGCAGCCGGCCGCUGACUCCGAUCCCACCUCUAGUCAACCCCAGGCAGACCGAUCCUCUUCGUCUGACCACGACGGCCAUCUCGCACGCCUACUUCCACUCAACCACAUAAGUCUUUUCUGCCAGGCCUAACCUUUCCCCUGCGCCGCCUCUACUGGUUUUGCACAGUGCCGUGACGUGGGAAGACGUGGAGAUCCAACGAAAAUUAGAUUUAUUUCUUCCUUCUUCGGUUCCUCAGCUUGCGUAAGAUCCGUCUGGGUUGUCCGCCCUCCAUUGGACUACCCAAGGUGCGGCGCAUCCACCAGGUGGAAGAUAUCUGCGUAAGUCAAAACAUAGAAUAAGAGUGGACUGCUAUUAGUUUUCCAUAGGAUGGAAUCCUUGUGGAAGCUGACCUACUUGCUCGACCCGGCAUCAGUUGCCCUCAUUGCCACAGCCAUUUCUGUGGCCUAUGCAUCAGCAUCACGAGCUCUGGACUAUGGCAAGGAGAUGGAGAGAAACUUGGAUUUUUCAGAGGCUUCCAUUACAUUGGAUCGUUCGCAGGCUCUAAUGAUUCCCCUUGCAAGCUCGUGCAGUCUGUUGCUGAUGUUCUACUUGUUCUCGUCUGUUUCACAUCUCGUGACAGCUUUUACUGCUGUGGCCUCAGCAUUGGCACUGUUCUUUUGCCUGUCUCCACACAUCACCUAUCUUAAGGCACGAUUCAAUCUAAUGGACCCAUUCAUGUCCAGAUGUUGUUCGAAGUCAUUUACACGGUUGCAAGGUUUGCUGAUGCUCUUCUGCAUAGCCACAGUCUUAGCUUGGUUGGUUUCAGGGCAUUGGAUGCUAAAUAACCUACUGGGGAUUUCCAUAUGUAUAGCGUUUGUCAGCCAUGUGAGGCUUCCCAACAUAAAGAUCUGUGCACUGCUUCUUGCCUGCUUGUUUGUGUAUGAUAUUUUCUGGGUGUUCUUCUCAGAAAGGUUCUUUGGAGCAAAUGUCAUGGUUUCUGUUGCCACCCAGAAGGCAUCUAAUCCUGUUCACACAGUAGCAAAUAAGCUCAGCCUGCCUGGGUUGCAAUUGAUUACAAAGAAGCUGGAGCUUCCAGUCAAGCUUGUAUUUCCUAGGAAUUUGUUGGGUGGGAUUGUUCCAGGAAGCAAUCCUGGUGAUUACAUGAUGCUUGGCCUUGGAGACAUGGCCAUUCCAGGGAUGCUUCUAGCUCUGGUACUCUUUUUUGAUAACCGGAAGUUAAAGGAUGUGAACGUUGUUCCAUCAGACGUGUCUCCCCUGAGACGGCGGAAUUAUGUGUGGUAUGCUCUAACAGGGUAUGGUAUUGGCUUGGUAGCUGCACUAGCUGCCGGGAUCUUGUCUCAGUCUCCCCAACCAGCCUUACUGUACCUGGUGCCGUCAACACUGGGGCCUGUCAUGUACUUGUCAUGGUUCCGGAAUGAGCUGUGGGAGCUAUGGGAAGGGUCUGGAACUAUUCUGAACGACAAAGCUCGUUUGUUGGAGGUCUGAGAUCCAAGUGGACAAUAAGAAGGAUCUGAGCUCACCGGGAUUGAAUCUUAAUUAAUUAUUAAACAUUACUUGAGCUCAUACUGAAAGGGAGUAUUUAUAAGCUGAGUGUUCUAUUCAUGCAUGUGAGCUACUAUCUCCGUUCUCAAAUAUUUGUUGCCCACUAGUUCAUUUUUAAACUAGACCGCGACAAAUAAAAAAGAACGGAGACAGUACUAAGCAGUUGCCCAUCGUGAAUCAUGUAACUGUUUGUAAUAGAAAGGUUCAGUUCAAUGCAUUUCAGCUUUUUUUACCAA
Messenger RNA from Zea mays, 2062 nucleotides. The record is from RefSeq and is a predicted model, not a curated record. Lineage: Eukaryota; Viridiplantae; Streptophyta; Magnoliopsida; Poales; Poaceae.